Molecule: messenger RNA, 1620 nt
Organism: Tricharina praecox
Lineage: Eukaryota; Fungi; Ascomycota; Pezizomycetes; Pezizales; Pyronemataceae
Exons: 1
Coding region: 358-1485 (375 amino acids)
Biological process (GO): positive regulation of proteasomal ubiquitin-dependent protein catabolic process; ubiquitin-dependent protein catabolic process; protein polyubiquitination
Cellular component (GO): ubiquitin ligase complex; cytoplasm
Molecular function (GO): ubiquitin conjugating enzyme binding; ubiquitin protein ligase activity; zinc ion binding
Source: RefSeq, a predicted model, not a curated record
GCCGUUGGUAGAGAAACAGCCAACACAGCACACACACAUACACACCAACCACAGCCUUGACGCAUCCAGCCGAUGGGGCCGCCACCGCCAUUGGACGGAUGCUUUUGUUUGUGCAGAAAGGAAAAGCCCCAACUCUACUCGAUGAAUCCCGCAAGUGGCUGGUCGAUUACUGAGGGGUGUGUGGAUGUGUGUGGGUUGCACUGUGCCCCCGCUCUUGCUGGAGCUUCCCCUCCGCCUGUGUUUAUUAUGACCAUACCAGCUCUCUGCGCUCGCGCAAUCCUUCCUGUCCGCGGAUCUCGCACAUACCGCUCGCUCUUCUCCGACUCCGGAUCCCACCACACGGCGCCGAGCUGAAACAUGUACGCUGCUACUAAUCCCAACGGAUUCUGGGAGCACCUGUUUCCCGGGGCUGCCGGUGUCCCUCACACUUUCCCGCGCGAUGUCCCUCACUGGCCGCCGGCGCCGGGCCCACCCGCUGCCAAAGCGUUCCCGGAAACGUUCACACCGCGCUACUCGCACCGCUCCAUCUCUCCCAAGCUAUGCGUCGGCUGCGGCGACUUCGCACCCAUCUACUUCCACGAGACGCCCGGUCUCUCAAUCCUCGCACGGCGCGUGCACCAGCGCUGCUAUAUCUGCCUGACGUGCAUCCAGUCACGGAUCUCUGGCACAGUAUCCGGCACAUGGGUGCGCUGCCCCGGCUCCCUCUGCAGCCGCGAGCUCAGCAACGCCGACAUCCGCAUCCUCUUCCGCGCGAACGAGCACGGCGAGAGCCGCGACAUGCCACUACCCUCACCCGGCACACUCUUCCCGGCCACACACGCGCCCGUCAAGUGCUGCACCUGCCUCGAGACCGACCCAUCAGGCGGCUUCGCCCCCCGGCUAACCGACAACUGCCGACACCACCCCACACUCUGCUUUGGGUGUCUGCGGGCGAUGCUCUCGCACGCGCUCGACGGGAAGGCAUGGGUUGAUCCCGCGUGCCCGGACUGUCGACAGCCGCUCUCGGCCGCAGACGUAAAGCGCUUCGGCACCGCGACGCAGAUGAAAACGUUUGCGGACCGCGCGGCGCGCCGCUUCCUGCAGGAUAAUCCCGACUGGCUGAUGUGUCCCAACGGCUGGUGCGGGCAGCUGCAGAAACAUGAGGGCGGAGCCGCUCGCCCCUGGCUGCAGUGUCUCGCUUGCGGAUCGUUCAUGUGCUUCAACCAUCGCGACGAGCCGUAUCAUGCCGGACUGUCGUGCGCGGAGGUGGAUGAUGCGAGGAAUAGGGUCAUGCAGGAGGGCAUACAAAUGAGCGAGGAACUGGUCCGCAGCAUCUCAAAGGUUUGCCCGAACUGCCAGUUCGAUAUCCAUAAAACUGGCGGAUGCGAACAUAUGACCUGCGGAAAGUGUAAGUACGAGUUCUGCUUCCUGUGUCUGGCGUCGUACGAAAAGAUUAGAGCCAUUGGGAACACGGCGCAUGUGAGGUCCUGUGCGCAUUAUGCAUGAGGAGCGUGGGUGUUGGAUAUAUGUACAUAUGGAGUUUUUUCCUUGCACCAAAGGGGGGGAUCGUGAAGAAUGAUUGCGUGUAAGCGAAUCGUUUUUUUCUAGGGGAGAGGUGAAUUAAAUAUACUGAGAAUGAGC